Molecule: messenger RNA, 2422 nt
Organism: Sipha flava (yellow sugarcane aphid)
Lineage: Eukaryota; Metazoa; Arthropoda; Insecta; Hemiptera; Aphididae
Product: long-chain fatty acid transport protein 4-like
Exons: 12
Coding region: 162-2159 (665 amino acids)
Biological process (GO): triglyceride homeostasis
Cellular component (GO): endoplasmic reticulum
Molecular function (GO): long-chain fatty acid transmembrane transporter activity; long-chain fatty acid-CoA ligase activity
Source: RefSeq, a predicted model, not a curated record
ACUGUUAGUAGUAGCACGCACAUCCGCUGGGCACUUACCAACUCUGUUGUCUACACACUAUACUAAAGCAGUUGUAAAACACAGUCAUCACAGUGUGCACGUGAAAGAGCAUAAAUCGUGUGAAAAAUUAUUUUUUACUGCUUAUACAUUUAACUUUAAUUAUGAAUAAUAAAGAAAAUCAACAUAGUGUGUCAUUAGUUUUGAUUUCGGCCCUCACCGCUGUAGCAUUUUUAUUAAUCAACCUCAAAUAUUGUAUACUUUAUGUAAUUCCAGUUUUGGGUAUAGGAUGGUUUAUGAUUAAUUACUGGAAUUUACUGAUCAGAGUUUGGCAAACACUUCCAAGAGACGCAAUAUUAAUCAAAAACUAUAUUAUAUAUUUCAUUAAGAUAAGGAGAUGGAAUUUAUUAGGAUACAACACGUAUGCUAAAAUUUUCCAAAGAAUUGUUUUAAAACAGCCUAAUAAAAUAGCAUUUAAGCAUGAAGAUUCUUCAUGGAGGUAUAUAGAGGUAGAAGAACGCAGCAAUCAAAUUGCCAAUUAUUUUAAACAACAAGGUUUUAAACGAGGUGAUGUAAUAGCUUUGUUUAUGGAAAGUAGCCCAGAGUAUGUGUGCCUUUGGUUUGGUUUAUCAAAAAUUGGUGUUAUCUCAGCUCUAAUUAACAAUAAUUUACAAGCUGAAACAUUGGUACAUUCCAUAAAAGUAUCUAACUGUACAGCAAUUAUAAUCGGCAAAGAACAAAUCAAUGCAUUGAUGAACAUUGUUAAUACAACUGUUGAUGAUAAAUUAAAAGUUCUAUUCGCUUCGUCCAAUGUGUACAUAUCGAAUUACACUAAUGACACUACUUUAACUAAUACGCAAUUAAAUAAUGCAACUAACUUAAAUGAAAAACUAAAAGAAGUAUCAAAAAAUGCUCCUGUUAAAGAAAUUUCAGAAGGUAAAUCUAGUGACCAAAUGUUAUACAUUUAUACAUCAGGGACUACAGGUAUGCCAAAGGCUGCUAUUAUGACCCAAUCAAGGGCAAUAUAUAUGGCAAUGGGAGCCAAACAAAUUGCUGGUAUAUAUGAACAUGACAUUAUAUAUACUCCAUUACCAUUGUAUCAUACUGCUGGUGGUAUAUUGGGUGUUAGUUCAGUUCUUUUAGGAGGUGCUACUUGUGUUAUAAGAUCAAAAUUUUCAGCAUCUAAAUACUGGACAGAUUGUCUUAAGUAUGAAUGUACAGUUGCACAAUAUAUAGGUGAAAUGUGUCGUUAUUGUUUAGCUUCACCUCCAUCAUAUGCUGACAAUGCUCAUCAGGUUCGAAUGGUUAUUGGAAAUGGUCUUCGACCUCAGAUAUGGGAAGAUUUUACCAGGCGUUUUAAUAUACAGAAAGUAGCAGAAUUUUAUGGAGCUACAGAAGGAAAUGCCAAUAUGAUAAAUGCAACAAAUAAAGUGGGAGCAGUAGGAUUUAUUCCAUUCAUUGGAGAACCAUUUUAUCCUGUCACUUUAAUUCGUGUAGAACCAGAUACUAAUGAACCAAUCCGAGGAGCAAAUCAUCUUUGUAUUAAAUGUGAAGUUGGAGAACCUGGAUUAUUGGUUGGGAAAAUAAUAAAAACAACAGAAAAUUCUUUUAGUGGUUAUGUAGAAAAAUCUGCGUCUGAAAAAAAAAUCAUCAGAAACGUUUUUCACAAAGGAGAUCAAGCAUUUAAUUCUGGUGAUGUAUUGAUUCGUGAUGAACACAACUUUUUUUACUUUAAAGACCGUACUGGAGAUACGUUCAGGUGGAAAGGUGAGAAUGUUUCUACAUCGGAAGUUGAAGCGGCUAUCAGUAAUAUAGUGAAAUUAAAAGACUGCAUAGUUUAUGGAGUAGAGGUACCGAACACAGAAGGUAAAGCUGGUAUGGCUUCCAUUGUUGAUGAAGCAGGAGACUUGGAUUUUGAUAAAUUAUGUGCUGGUAUCAACAAGCAGUUACCAGCCUAUGCACGACCAUUAUUUUUAAGAGUUAUUAAAACACCUGUAUCACUCACUGGUACAUUCAAAAUGAAAAAAAAUGAUAUUCAAAAUGAAGGAUAUGAUCUUACAAAGGUGGGCAACGAUUCAUUAUACUUCAAUGAAGGAAGCAAAUUUGUACCUCUUUCUCAAGAAUUACAUGAAAAAAUCACAAACGGAAUAAUAAGAUUAUGAAUUACUCUAUACAAUUUUUUUUCUGACCAUUGUACAUAUUGGUUCGCAAGGGAUUUUUAAUGUAAUCAAAUUGUUGUUUACUUAUUCACAUAUGGUGAUUUACAUUGUAUAAUGUUUAAAAGAAAAACCAAAGACUUGACAUUUUUUUUAGGAUUAAAGAAGUGUUUCCUUUUUGUACAUCAACUAAACAUUAAGUUUUUUGUUAUAAUAUUUGAUCAUUGUUUUAAAAUUUUUUAAUAAAAGUUUAUGUUACUUUUAUUCAA